Messenger RNA from Cotesia glomerata, 1002 nucleotides. It is a transcript of the gene Vps37B, whose product is annotated as vacuolar protein sorting-associated protein 37B. Gene Ontology annotation, cellular component: ESCRT I complex. The transcript has 4 exons. NCBI's taxonomy places the organism in Eukaryota, Metazoa, Arthropoda, Insecta, Hymenoptera, Braconidae. Gene Ontology annotation, biological process: protein targeting to vacuole; ubiquitin-dependent protein catabolic process via the multivesicular body sorting pathway; protein targeting to membrane. The record is from RefSeq and is a predicted model, not a curated record. Bases 184 to 825 code for a protein of 213 amino acids.
GUUAAAUUUCGAACUCGCCCUUAGAAGUUGAUAAGUCUCCAUGAUUCAUGUCUCAUGAUGAAAUAAUAAUAAUAGUAAUCGACAAUUGAAGUGCUUUAUUUACUCGAUCGUGUGGUGUAUAUUUAUGAUACUGUCAUUCUUCUUGUAUUAUUUUAUUUAAUUUGACCAAAUAAAUAUAAAAUCAUGUUCAAUUCAACUCAAGAGCCUGACAUUCCUGCAGCUCUGGCAUUGCUCAAUCAUUUAAGCAAUGAUGAACUCAAAGAAAUACUUAACAAUGAAGGAAAAUUUGAAGAAGUUGUCAAAGACAUUAAACAGUUUAAAGAGCUGGAAACAGAAAAAGAAAUGCUAAUGGCCAGUAAUCGUUCACUUGCUGAAUUUAAUUUGGCAAAACAACCUGAAUUAGAAGAGAGUAAAAAAAUACUCUUGGAACUUGGAGAUAAAGGCAAUGCAUUAUGUUUGAACAUACAAAGAAUUAUGAACGAUAUAAAAAACAAAUCGGAUUGUCUGUCAAUAGAUACGGCAAUGGAACUUUUGCAAUCUUCAGCUACAGAAAUAGAAGAAGAAUCUGAGAAACACGCUGAAAAUUUUCUUGCUGGAAAUUUGGAUGUUGAUGAAUUUUUAGAGCAGUUCCUUGUUAAACGUAAACUGAUGCAUUUACGCAAAGUUAAAGUUGAUAAAAUGAAAGAAUUGAGAAAAAAAUCAAAGUUUCCUAAAAGUGGGUCAAACUACCCACAAGGUCGCAAUUUUUCCGACAUAGGUGUUCCAUAUCCUACAGAUCCUGUAUCAAUGCCAAUGCCAGUGACAUCAUGUUUUCGACCCUAUUAAAUUAAAAACUUUAUUUGUAUAAUUUUUAAAUUGAAAGUCAUAAUUUUUAUUCAACUAGUUUAAAACUUUAUAUUUAAUAAUAUUUAUUCAAGCUAUCGUACUUUCCAUUUACAUUUAUCUUAUCUUCUUUACUAUCUACAUAAAUAAUAAUUCAAUACAUCGAUAAGUUACUAUGAA